GUCGGAGUUGUUCGGAGUCGGAAUCGUCCGUAGUCGUCCAGAGUUUUUCAGAGUCAUUUUAGUCAUUCGGAGUCGGUUAGAGUCGGAGUCAGCCGGAGUCGGCCUUCGAAACAAAGCCCUUUAUAGGAAGUGCAAGCGCAAAGUGGAAGACAACCAAACCCCAACUAAAUGAACUGCCUUAACACAAGCACAUUGCACUGGACGGCUUCUUUUGACCCCGAUCGACUCUGGACGACUUCGAAUGACUACGACUCUGGACGACUCCGAAUGACUCUGACUCUUGUCGACUCUGGACGACUCCGAGUCCGAGCCUAACUAGUGGUUCGGAUUUUGCCGUACUAAUAAAAGCCGAAGUCGGACCGGAGUCGUGGAUGCGCUCUGCGGAGCACAUCAGUAAUACUGCCCAUACCCUAACAACAAGGAAGAGUCUUUACAGCGGAUCCUCCGGGGUUUGCCCAACUUCUAAGCAUUGGCCGUCUUGCACUGAUGAUACUGUGUGUUAACUUUGUCUACGCCUAAUCCGUAACAGAGCCCGCAGCAUACGCACCCCUUCUAAGCACGACUACAAUGUACCGACCGCACUUUAUACCCACCAAAACCAUCCGUGAGAAAAUGCGAAUCUUCGAGCAAGAUGAAACAAACCUAGACGACCGGAUCGUCCCAAACGGUAACAGUACAUACGCGAGCGCACCAGCCCAGCACCAGCAACGCCGCGCAUCGUCGGCCGAACUACACGCGCACCCUACCGGACCAGGAGCGGGAAUGAUGCGCCCAAUCAGCACCAGCCAAAGCGUCAUGACCGACGCGCAGGGACUGAUCGUACCAAAGAAGCUGGCCAACCCGGUGCUCGAGUCGAUCGAUCGGCAAAAUCUGCACCGCGAGAUGAUGUUCAACCAGAAGAUUGGCAAGAGCGUCCUGAACCAAAAGUCCGAGCUGCAGCGGGCGCUCGAGAAGCAGAAGGAGCGCCAGGUGCUGGCGGCCCAAAACCUGGCCAAGCAGACGGAGCAAACGAUCGCGACCGAGCUCGGGCGCGUCAUCAUGCAGCGCGCCCAGCGGCUGGAGCAGCAGAAGGGGGGCAGCGGGACGGGCGGGACCGAUCCGACCGGCGGCUCGAUCAACCCGGAGUAUCUGAAUGCCCGGGCCAAGCUGCGGGCCACGGUCGACACGAAGUGAGCGGUCCCCAGCAGCCAGCAGAAGGGUUGAGCAAGAGCGGAUGGUCCGUGCCGUGUCGGGGCACCAGCGUUUCGUUUUUAAGCUUGCUUUUUUUUACGUUUAGAACCUACUUUUAAUUCCUCAACGUUACUCUAACGCAACCUCUCCAUAAAUGAGCAUUAGCAUUAGUUGUGCGGCAAAGCAUUCGGCAGCGGUAGCAGUAGCAGCCAUAGAAAUUAGGUUCGUGUCGGGUGUUUGCGAUUGGGUGCGCAUGCAGCAGGCGAAUUUCAGGCAGAAUGGAACGCGCCCAGUCGGUUGAAGGCUUCUGGGCGCUUUUACCCACGCGCGUGUGUGUCUGUGCCAUUUGACUGAAAACCCGUUAGAGUGUGAAUGCGUGUGUUGCAAUGUGUGUCUGCGUGUAUGUGCGUGUGUGUGUGUGUGUGAGAGUGUCUUUUUUACCCGCCAGUGAUACGCGAAGAGCAUGCACGUUUGCAGGAAUGUUUGGCAGGGAGCAAACAAGCAAAAAAACAUGGAUGCAGUAGCGAGCGAAACCCGUAGGCUUUAAAUAGGAUUAGUGAAGAAUGCUCUGCUGCCUGCUGCACAAUGCGUAUUAUGUGUUUUAAAUCAUCAUCGAACUGUAUCUCCCUCUCUGUAUUGUCUGUAUUGUACUGUCGCUUUUCGAUUUGGAGGUAGGUUUUAAUGUUAGGCGCGUAUCGUUUUUAAAAACUUCGCAGCUUGCCGGUGUCUGGGAAAAGCAAUGGGGCAAUCCCUGUGUCACUUAAAAUAUGAGAAAAAAAAGUAUAGCACACACAGACAUUCAUUUUAAACCCCGAGCAAGGAACUGCGUAUGCGUGUGAGUGUGUGUGUGUGUGUGUGUGUAUGUGUGUGCAUAAGAAGUACUGCUAGCGAUACUGUUUGUAUAAGAGAACACAAAUUUACCACACACACAAAAGCCCCAUUUAGCGAGAAUGCAAUUACAAAUACAAAAUAGUCACUAAUAGUUCUUCCAACAAAAACAAAAUGCAAAAAAAAGGUAAACAUAAACAGCUGAUGAUAUUUGUAACCCACCAUCACCCAGCUGCACUCCCCCGUGUGGCACAUUCUAAUAGAGACUGCGGUUGUAGGCACGAUUGAGAGUUUUAUUUAUACACAAUCGGAUUUAGAGUGGAUUGUUUCGAACGUAGAUAAUCAAAAGGCCGUUAGGGGUAGAACCUAAUCCCUCCUCUACCUCCCUCUCACCCCUUUAGACAACCUACUCACCACGCCAAAAACGAGUUGCAUCAUUUCUUGUCUUGUGAGCAUUUUAAUACCAAAUUGCGGAUUGGAAAAAAAGAAAUAGGAAAACGAUAACAAGACUUUGCAAGCGAGUGGGAGUGGGUUAACAGCGCAACACUAAAUGAAAGGCUGAACGAGCUGAACGGGUGGAAAAUGGUGUAAACUCAAUUUAUUGCAUUGCAACCUAACGGAUAACCACUGAAGCAUUUCUACCGUAUAUACAGCAAAGUAGUGGAAGAUAUACAUAUAUAUUAUAUUAUAUACAGAGCAUUUUCUUCCUCCCAAUAUAAACCCGUGUUACUCAAGUUACUUGUUGUUCGUACAGGUCUGCCAGGAGCGUAUACGGACGGAGCGCAAGCAUCAGAAGGACAGGGAGGCUGACGACUAAGGCUAUAUUAUUGCUCAAAUAAUGCAACAAGAAGGUCGGGCUCGGUGUUAUUUGCCGCUCACGCCACUCUCGUUCGUAUUAAAAAAAAAAGUGUGUGGACCUCGUGUAGAAUUUAACCCGUUUCUUUGACAAAUCUCGACACCCUUUGCUCACCAAAACAAACGCCCCCGUUGCGUUUGUGCGUAGGAGUAGAGUAGAGUAACGCCACGGGGUAAGCGAUAUGCGUAUGCGUCCGAACGAUGCGCUGCAAUCCUGCGUGGGUUGCAUUUUUUUUUUGCGAAACAGUAAUAGAGCAGGAAUAGGACAGGAAAAACCAAGUGUGCGACGAUGGUCUAGUUUGUGAUAGCAGCACCUAAAUCCUACCGGUAAGGAAACAAAACAAAACUCAAAUUAGAAACGAUAUGAGCUCAGUCGACGAAUGUCGAUGGUAUUGGAAAAUGCGAAGUUAACACGUGCACCUAAUGUAAUGGGAUUUUUUUCCUCCACUCCACUUUAUCCAUAUCUCCCAAAAGAAACAAAAAAAAACAAACAAAUAUUUGUAACAAUCUAGUAGGAAAGGCAGGGAAGAACAUUUAUCAAAGAAACAAAUUAAUAAUCGAUUGGGAAUUCAUCUACCUUUAUACAUACAAAAAAACAAAUUGGGCCUUAGCGUAAACAUCUUGAAGACUAGUGGGAGUGGUAGAACGGAUCCAGAAAAGGAACAUACACACACAAUCAACAAAAUAUAUGUAAAUCGUAGAGAUCGAAACGAACCACCGUUGUUAGGCAAGGGACAGAGAGAGAGAGAGAGAGAGAGAGAGAGAGAGAGAGAGAGAGAGAGAGAGAGAGAGAGAGAGAGAGAAAGAGAGCGAAUGGAAGGGAGAUAGAGGGAGAUAGUUUAGCUAAUGGAGGAGAUAUUUUAACGCAAUGCAAUGCGUAGAUUGGCGGCCAUGUGCCGGUAAUGGAUUAGAAUGGUGGCCGAGAAGAAGAAGAAGAAGAAAAAAACAAUACGGUGCACAAUCAAUGUGAUUAUUGGGUGAUUUGGAAAUUAAAACAGAAAAGUAGUGCGUUGUGUUUUUUUUAUUACUAAAAUUUAGUUGUUUCUCCUCGUUUUUUCUUGUUUUCGUGUGUCAAGGCGAGAGUAGUAGGGACACAUUUGGGAAGCGUUUUAGGAAAAGGAAAAAUUGUUAGAGUGAGGUGUUUUUCUUUUUGUUGUUGUGUACAUUGCUUGUGCGAAAUUUUAUCAAUAAUAGCGAGACUAAAUUUAUCAUCACAUCAACACAGCAGAAAGCGAAAGCAGAACGGCCCCAACCCGCUAAUGAAUUGUGCAUUGUGCAACGAAACAUUCUCCCCCCCCCCCCCAGAAUCACACCAU
Molecule: messenger RNA, 4169 nt
Organism: Anopheles merus
Lineage: Eukaryota; Metazoa; Arthropoda; Insecta; Diptera; Culicidae
Product: protein FAM107B
Exons: 3
Coding region: 568-1173 (201 amino acids)
Source: RefSeq, a predicted model, not a curated record